AUGAAUAGGAAGUUCUUUCAACUUAGAUAGAUGACUAGAAAUCUUGAUGAUACUUUUAAAGAAGACUUAGAACUCUAUAAUAAAUUAUUGUAAAAGAAAUAUCAACCUAAUCCUUAAAGAUUAAAUAAUGAUAAAUAAAUGCUAUAACAAUGGGAUUCAUUUAAAUAAUUUAGAUUAUCUAAUAUAAUAGAUACAACUUUGGAUUCGGACAUAUUUAAAAUAUGUAUUUGCGAUUUCUUAAAAAAAAAAAGAGUUAGUAUGGAAUUUUGGAUUAAAGUUGCAUAUGAUGUUUUUCAUGAUGAAUCUAAAGGGAAAUAAGUAAGAAUGAAGUUUUGGAGAUCAAUGAGAAAGAAAUCAAGUAGUUUAGAAUUGGAUUUAAAAAAUAAGAAAUGGCCUGUAGCAUGGAGAUAUUUAGAAAGAGAACCAUGUUUGAAUCUAGAAAUACUAAAAUUAUAUGAAUAAUAUAUGCCAAUACGACCAUUUUUUGCUUAAACUCUAAAUACAAUGACAAAUAUUACAUGCGAUUUAAGGAGAAUGCCAAUGCUAAAAGAAGAAAAAUCAAUUGAAUUUGAUCUAUCAAAAACUACUUGGUUUCCUAAAAUAGAUAUGUGUGGUCCAUCUAUUUUAGAAUAAUUAUCUAGUUCAGAUAACUAUUUUUGUGAAUAAUUAGUCAAAUAUACAACAGAAAUGAAAUCAAUAAUGUUCCCAAUUUUAGAUUUUUUUAGAUUAGAUAAAAAAAAAGGAAGAAUUAUUAAUUUAUUUGGUGAAUAACAUGAUUUUGUAUUAGAAGUAAUUUAUUCAUUAAAAGCUUUUUGUGGAUAAGCUAUUAAUUAUACUUAAGGAUCAUUAAAAAAGAAAAAGAAUUAUAAAUGUACAAAUUCAUAUAAAAUUAAUGAAAUGCAAUGCAGUAUAAUGUUAACUACUUUAUCAGAAAAUGAUUUAAAUUAAGAUGUAAUGAAUGACAUUUAAAAUAAUAUAGAAGGAGGUUAUUCUGCAUUUAUUUAAGAGAAUUAAAUGUAUUAUCAUAGUGAAAAGAAUCAAAGAUUAGUUCUUAUAUUUAGCUAAAAAAAAUUAUAGUUUGGAAGACUCAAAAAAGGAAUUAAAUUCUACUAAAUUCCUGACUAAUAAAUUUCUACAUUGAAAAAUAAAGUAGAUUAUGAAUUUCUGAUUUAUUAUGCAAACAUUUUGUUUAACAAAUGUAUGAUAGUAUAGCAGAAUUGCAGUUCAAGGAAACCUUUCUAUUAAGUUAUGAUUUGUAUGUGGACAUAUGUAUUAGCAGUUUAUCUUUCAGGAGAAAUACCAAAUUUAGAAGGAAUUAAUGUUUUUCAAGAUAAUGAUAGGGCAGAUUCUUUAGUAGACAUUUAAAUUGAUUUAGGAUUAAGUUCUCAUGAAUAAACUUAUGAAGAACCAGAAUUUGAUUAAGAUUAAUUUUAAAAAACAAGCUUUGAAUUUACCAAUCAUGUUGGAGGUGUCAGUUUAGAUCCAAGUGAAGAAGAAGAUUGCAUGAUUGUAGAUUAAAUAUAGAAGAAAAAGAAAAUAAUCUUAGUAUGA
Paramecium pentaurelia is the source of this 1551-nucleotide messenger RNA. The record is from the annotation of a GenBank genome assembly. NCBI's taxonomy places the organism in Eukaryota, Ciliophora, Oligohymenophorea, Peniculida, Parameciidae.